This is a messenger RNA of Pieris rapae (cabbage white), 2389 nucleotides long. RefSeq lists its product as uncharacterized. NCBI's taxonomy places the organism in Eukaryota, Metazoa, Arthropoda, Insecta, Lepidoptera, Pieridae. Bases 115 to 1962 code for a protein of 615 amino acids. The record is from RefSeq and is a predicted model, not a curated record. The transcript has 18 exons.
GGUUUUUUAGUGCUUUUUAAUCAACAUAAUUUUUAUAUUUUACUAUUAAAAGGCACUUUCUUUUCGAAUUGUUAAGAAAGCGGUCAAGUUGUGUGAUGAAAAUUUCAAGUUAACAUGGGCGACGGAUUAAAAAUAACAAAAGAUAAGCGUCAUAGAAGUUCUAGUAGUCUUGCAGGAGGAAAUAUUGAAGGGACACGUUCCGAACGAAAAUUGGAUAUAAGGGCAUCAAUACCGGAGGUAGACGAUCAAUUCGCAUUAGCCGAAGCGAGGUGCGAUGAUUUAAAAGAAAAAAUUGAUACAGUCAAAGGUCUUAAAAGAAGACGAAAACUUAAAAAACGGAGUAUGACACGCGUAAGUGAUCAGACAGUUGCUGGUGAAAAUAUUCCGUUUAUAAGUGUUCGGACUCAACCAAAAAAGAUUUUGAUGGUUACAGAGGUGUCCCCGCAGGCGGCUAGGUUGAGAAGACUGGAAUUGCCGGCUAAUCCAACCCGAGGCUAUUUAGAUCCAGCUAUGGUCGAGCAGCACGAAAUGGUUGGACAGGUGCGGGGUUACAACCAGAUGUUUCGUCAACCACAGCGUGCACAAGUAAGUUCAGCGCGAAAAUCUCCGAAAGUAAGACCGAUGUCCCGGGGUCAUCCUGAAGGAGAUGCUGUAUAUGAGAUUGAUUCAUCGACGGACAAAUGUGAGCCUCAAGAGGUGGCCUGCGGUGAUGAUGAAGUGAUUCAGGAUAUCUCUGACCAUAAUGACAGUCAGCACUACUACGAUAAUUUUCCUGGGAAUAUAACUGUCAAGAAGAAAAAAGGCGAAAUUAAAAAAGGCUAUGGUUCUCGUCGACGUAAUAAGGAUCCAGUUAUCAAUCAAAUUCCUUGGUCUUACGGUCAGGAUUACUCUCAGGACGCCAAAGUAUCACCGCGAAAUCGCCGACAAGCGUCAAUUCAGCAAAGCACAGUAGGUACAGGGGUGAGUAAAGAAGAGGAGAGACCUGUUGUUGAACUAUUUAACAAAAGCCGUGGAAGCACCUCGCCAGAGUCGUGGCAACGUCAUCCGUUUCAAAAACCUGUAACGCCAGACUAUGAGAAAAAGAGAGCUCGUGGAGACGGUAAUGAUGAAGCCGGGAGAAAAUCUCCAGAUAGACGAAAUCUGCCUGAGCAGCAAUCUGAAGAUAACAGAACUGAAGAUGGGAAAACUGAAAAUAUAGAAAAAAAGAAAAAGAUUGUCCAUCGCCGUGUUAAUUACCGCGGUCACCACUAUGAAAUGCCGACGGUUGCAUCUCAGAUGAAGCAAGCUGGUAUGCGGUGCUACUAUGAGCAGCGAUGUACCUCAAAUAUACCAUUUAUUGUCAGCAAGAGCACCGCACCUUCACAUAACAUUGGCGUUAAUAUUCAGCAGGUCUUGAAUGGUAUGAAAAUUCAACAGCCGGUCUCCGGAAUUCCCUUUACUAUGGCUCAUCAUAUGGGAUUGGGCUACUUAGCAUCAACUGCACCCAGAAGCACAGUUCUAUCAUUGGAUAACCGGGAGAUGAAUGCUAUUCGAGUUGGAAGGCGUUUAGUCCGGUUACCUUCAUAUAAAAGGAUGGUUAUGCCAUACAAUCGUCUCUUGCACAUGUACAGUGAAGGGGAUGGUAUGGUACCACGAUUUCUGCGUGCAAUGAGUCGACCCAACUACAUAUAUACGUCAAUGUAUAACAGUCUAUCGAGGAACAGAGAUGACGCAACAUCUAAGGGACAUAGCGAGAGUCACGAGGCCAAGCAAAGUUUGGCAAUAUACGCCAAAUUGUACAGAGAGUAUGAAAGAAUAUGCAAAAGUCUCGAAGAAAAGAAUGAUGCGGACCUAGACAGCCGUAAACAACAGCUGAUGAGGGAACUCACUGCGCGCGCUGAACAGAUUGGGAAGGUCGUGGACGAGCAGGAGAAACUAAUGGACCCACUUCUAAAAGCAUCUGCAUCAAACGAAGGUCGAUAGUGGAGAGUUGUAUUUUUUUCUAAAUUACAAGUAGCAACGACAGUUUUUAAUUCUGCGCUUAUAAAGAAAGCUUAUCGACGGAUUGUUAAGUGAUGGGCUGAUUGAUCAGAACACCUUACAUUUCAUAGCAGCCAUUCAAAUUGACAUAUAUUAAUUGUAAUAGGUGUAGCUAAGAAAAUAACGGAAAGGGUAUUCUUAUAUUGGUAUCAAACUGUUUUGAAACAAGCGAAAGGAGAAAUUAUUGAUAUUUUUCUUUACAGACGUAUGAAACAGUAACUAAAGAAAUUUAGAAAUCUAAAAAUCUUUUAAAAAUCCCACUUAAGCCAUCUGCAAUAGGUCCUCUUGAUAUUUUUGUUUUUAUUAAUGAAAACUGUGCAAGCUUUGUAUAAGUUGUAAAAUUUUAAUCUAAAUAAAGUACUUGUGUAAU